Molecule: messenger RNA, 1032 nt
Organism: Penicillium macrosclerotiorum
Lineage: Eukaryota; Fungi; Ascomycota; Eurotiomycetes; Eurotiales; Aspergillaceae
Product: D-mandelate dehydrogenase-like dehydrogenase
Exons: 1
Coding region: 1-1032 (343 amino acids)
Cellular component (GO): cytosol
Molecular function (GO): hydroxypyruvate reductase [NAD(P)H] activity; glyoxylate reductase (NADPH) activity; NAD binding
Source: RefSeq, a predicted model, not a curated record
AUGGUCGAAAAGCCCGUCGUCCUCCUGAUCGAAUCCACCGUCCAGCAAAUAGACCAAGCCAGGCGCCAAGCUUUGGCCCAAAAGGUUUCCUUCUUGACCUAUGACUGCGUCUCAGUCGACGAAUUUAUCGCCCGCCUCCAACCUGGCGGGCCUUAUAACAAGAUCACCGCGAUCGUGCGCACAGGCUGGCUGAAAGCCGGCCCAUAUGCGGCGCAUCAGACCUUUGCCAGCAGAGUCAUUCCACACCUGCCGCCAAGCUUGAAGCUGAUCUGCUGCAGCGGGCAUGGCUACGAUGCGGCGGACAUCCCGGCCCUGACAGCGCGGGGCAUCUGGUACUGCAACACGCCGAAUGCAUGCACAGAGGCUGUGGCAAACACCGGCAUCGCGCUUGUACUCGAAACAUUCCGGUAUCUGAGCUUCGCGCAAUGGUGUGCACGGUAUGACUGGCCGAAGAGCCGUGAGCUCGGACUAAAAGCGGUUGACCCGGCGGGCAAAGUGUUGGGUAUGAUCGGGAUGGGUGACAUUGGGCUUGCAAUUGCCCAAAAGUGUGAGGCGGCGCUGGGGAUGCAGAUUGUGUAUCAUGGCCCGCGAAGGAAAAGGCAGGAGGAGGCGCAGUUGAAAAGCGGUGCGCGAUAUUAUUCAGACUUGAUAGAGAUGCUAUCCGCAAGCGAUUGCGUUGUGGUAGCGGCGCCAUAUACCCCAGAGACACACCACUUGCUUUCGCACCGAGAGUUCCAGGCGGCUAAAAAGACCGGCCUUCGUGUGGUGAACAUUGCUCGAGGUAAGAUCAUUGAUGAGGACGCACUCGUUCUUGCUCUCGAGGCAGGACAGGUCGUGGGGAUAGGGCUCGAUGUGCAUGCGAAUGAGCCCAAGGUACAUGAAAAUCUGAGAGAAAAUUGGAUGGUCACCCUCCUCCCGCAUAUUGCAGUAUGUUCGAAGACCAGUUGGGCCAAUUUCGAGCGUCAAACGUGGGACAACCUGGAAGGGUUUCUUCGGGAUGGCAAGCCUGAGAAGCCGGUCAAUCAAUGUUGA